CCUGGCAGGGCCGCCAUUUUUGCAAAGGGAAAAGAGACUGGUUUGAGGGGAUCUAAUUUCUACAAGUCGCCGAUGACUAGGGCACAGUUUUAACGGUUUCGAAUUGAUUUAUAGUGAAAUUUGGGUCACGUCGUAGAACAAAAAGCAAAUAUUUUUUCACAGGAAAGGACUCUUUAGAGGACACGUUUAAAUACCAACAUUGUAAAGCUUUGCUAGGGAUCCGCAGUGUGUGGACAGAAGUAUUGUUUUGGUUGUGGAAGCUCUGUGGAAAGCGACGGGGGUCUAACCCAGGUCCCCUUAUUUGCUAUUCAGAUCAUCCAGAGUGGACAUAAAACGGCCUUGUGGAUGCACUUAGAUGUCUGCAAUGACUGCUGUGGCUGGCAUGCCUCAGUGUUUUGGACUCCCAUUCUCUGGACUCAGUAGGACAAGAACUGAUCAGCAGAGAACGUCAUGAGCAUAGUCAUCCCAGUAGGGGUGGACACAGCAGACACCUCAUAUCUGGACAUGGCUGCGGGCUCAGACAGACCAGAAUCGGUGGAGGCCAGCCCUGUGGUGGUGGAAAAGUCCAGCUACCCACACCAGAUCUACAGCAGCAGUUCUCACCAUUCCCACAGUUACAUUGGCCUGCCUUACGCUGACCAUAACUAUGGGGCGCGGCCCCCACCCACUCCACCGGCCUCCCCGCCCCCCUCCAUGUUGAUCCGACAAGGAGAGGGGGGGUUGUUUGUUCCAGGGGGCCAGGACGAAGCAUCCAGGGGUACCACGCUCAGCACCUCGGAGGAUGGCAGCUACGGGGCUGACAUCACCCGCUGCAUCUGUGGCUUCACCCACGAUGACGGCUACAUGAUCUGCUGUGACAAGUGCAGUGCCUGGCAGCAUAUAGACUGCAUGGGCAUCGACAGGCAGAACAUUCCUGAGACCUACCUGUGUGAACGCUGCCAACCACGACACCUAGAUAGAGAACGGGCCAUCCUGCUGCAGACCAGGAAACGAGAAUGUUUGUCUGAUGGGGACACCAGUGCUACAGAGAGUGGAGAUGAGGUGCCGCUAGAGCUCUACUCCACCUUUCAACACACGCCUACCACCAUCACCCUCACUACUGGGCGCCUUGGCAAUAAGCAGACUGACAAAAAACGCAAAAAGAGUGGUGAUAAAGAGCCUCCAGCCUCCUCUGCCCGAGCUAAGAAGGCCUUCCGUGAGGGAUCCAGAAAAUCUUCCAGAGUUAAGGGUGCAGCCCCAGAGCAGGAGCCAACAGAUCACUUGUCUCUGUGGGAGAACAAGAUCAAGACGUGGAUGGAGCGCUAUGAGGAGGCCAGCAGCAAUCAGUACAGUGAGGACGUCCAGGUCCUGUUGCGUGUUAAAGAGCAAGGCGAUGGCAAGAGCCUGGCAUACAACACGCACCCCGCUUCUUUCAAACCGCCUGUGGAGAGUCAAGUUCAGAAGAACAAGAAGAUCCUCAAGGCAGUGCGAGACUUGGCCCCAGACUCCCUCAUCAUUGAGUACAGGGGAAAGUUCAUGCUUCGACAGCAGUUUGAAGCCAAUGGGUACUUCUUCAAGAGGCCAUACCCAUUUGUGUUAUUUUAUUCUAAAUUCGACGGACUGGAGAUGUGUGUGGACGCUCGCAGCUUUGGCAACGAGGCCCGCUUCAUCCGCCGCUCCUGCACCCCUAAUUCUGAAGUGCGGCACGUCAUUGAGGAUGGCAUGCUGCAUUUAUACAUCUACUCAUUGAGGCCAAUCACCAAAGGCACAGAGAUCACCAUUGGUUUUGAUUAUGACUAUGGCAGCUGUAAAUACAAGGUGGACUGUGCCUGUGUGAAGGGGAACCAGGAGUGCCCGGUGCUCAAGCACAACCUAGAACCCACAGAGAACCUGGGCUCUGGGGGCCGGCGACGAGGGAGCCGCAAGGACAAGGAGACGGUCCGGGAGGACCAGGGCCAGAACCAGAACAUGGGAUUGGACGGCGAGGGGAAGAGCAAGAGCGUAGGCGACGGCAAACAGAGGAAACUUUCUCCUCUCCGCCUCUCCAUCUCAAAUAACCAGGAUCCUGAGUUAUAUGAGGAUCUAGAAGACAAAACCUCCAUUAGCAAUGAAGUAGAGAUGGAGUCAGAGGAGCAGAUUGCAGAGAGGAGGAGGAAGAUGGCCAACCCAGCGGAGCAGUCCCAUCUCCCUGUCGGGGCGGCUUCCAGCUGGAAGGGACUGAUACACAAGGAGGUAAACUCUCAUAGCCAACCCUACUCCACCCAUCUACCAGCCUCCCCAUCCCCAAAUCUCCCAGAGACAAGAGAAGAGAGGAAGAUGGAGGCCAUCCUGCAGGCCUUUGCCCGAAUGGAGAAGAGGGAGAAACGUAGAGAGCAGGCACUGGAAAGAAUCGGUAGCGUCAAGACAGAGGUUGGGGGCCGCAGUGACAUAAAGGACGAGCAUCCAGCCACACCAGAGAUGGUUGAUUCUCCAGUUGUCAUGCAGCCACUUCUGGAGGUGAAAGAGGAGCCGGGAUUAAAGCCGGCCAAGGUCAAAAGCUCGAGGAACAGGAAAAGUUUCUCAAGGAACCGCACGCAUAUCGGCCAACAGCGCCGGCGAGCUCGCACCAUCAGCACCUGUUCUGACUUGGCCCCUGGCUCUCCGACUGAGUCUUUGGAGCCUCUGACCAAUGAAGCCGCUGAAGGAGAGACGCCCACUGCACCAGAGCCGGAGUCCAUCCCUGCCGAGGCACCAGACAGCAGCCCUCCACACAGCAGCUCACCUGCACCUGACAGAAACCGCAAUGGGAGCAAGAACUUCAAAACUAAAAAGAUCUUCUUACACUCUUUUCAACAGCACUUUGUGAGUGAGUGGGUGGGAGAGAAGCAGCAGGACAGUGGUGCAGUGCGAACCCCAGAGCCGGCGCCAGAGCGACCGCUGAGAAUAAGCAGUGACCCUGAAGUACUUGCCACACAGCUAAACGCCCUACCAGGCAUGGCCUGCUCUCCACAAGUCUACAGCACGCCCAAACACUACGUCCGCUUCUCGUCCCCAUUCCUGGCAAACCGCAGCCCUUCUACUCCUGGAGUCCCCACUGGGAGAAGGCGUUCCAGAGAACUGCCAGAAACACCGCCAACUACUGGCUCCUGCAAGAAGCGAUGGUUGAAGCAGGCUCUAGAGGAGGAGGGCUCCACCAGCCCAGCCAGACGACCGAGCCUCCUCAUGCCCACUGAGGGUCCUCUCAGCCCGCUCGUUAAUGGAGACUCUGACAGCCCUCUACCCUACAAUGGUACCUGCUCACUACCAGAGUUGCCCACACCUCUGAAAAAGCGGCGCUUGAGUCCGUUAGAUGCCUGUAUGUCCGAGAGCUCAACCCCCUACGGCUCCCCUUGUGCCACGCCCACCAGGUCAGACCCAUUGGAGACACCGACAACACCCAUCUUACUGGCUACUCCUCCUCGUCCCCGAACCGAGGAGCCAAGUACAGAGCCCCUGUCCAGCACCCCAACACAGACACUUAAUGCCCUUCAGGAGAGUGACUCUUCAGUGGAAAGCUCCCCAGAUGUCAGCCGGAAACCCAGUGUGCAAGAGUCAUCUCCGGCUGUGGCCAUGGUUUCCUCGAAAAAUUGCAACUGCAGGCCACCGGCCGAUCGCCCCCCUUCGUUGGUCUCCUCUCCCAGUGCCAGGGCUCCCAGUAUAGAUGGACUCCCGACAGAAGCCAAGUCAUUUCCUGAGAGUCCACAGCCUCCAACUGCUGAGUCUGGGGACUGUGGAGAGGACAGGGCAGAUGGUGUGGUUGUAGAAGGCAGUGAGGCUUCCUCAUCUGCAGAAACGUGUGCUUCCUCUUUUCCUGGCUGGAUAAAAAGCCCAGACAGAGGCCCGACUGGACCAGCUGGCCUGAACUUCUCUCCAGUAAAUUCAAACUUAAGGGACCUCACCCCCUCUCACACCCUGGAGCCUUUGGUAGCUCCGUUCAGGCCUGAGGCUGCAGCUGGGGCUGCAGCAGGGUCCACCGCAGGAACAGUGUCAUUGGUUGCCUCCCAGGCCCCCUUCAGUGAAGGCCAGGGGCAGCUCUUUUACCCCUGCUCUGAGGAGGGAAGUACCCUCGCCUUCUCACGCUCACUGAAUGGGGAUGGCUCUGGCGAAGGAGGAGGGUCAGCGCAGAACCCCCCACAAAAGAAAAAGGUUUCCCUGCUAGAAUACAGGAAACGUCAGCGCGAAGCUCGUCGCAGCGGCUCCAAGACUGAGUGCAGCUCUCCUGUUUCCACCUUGCCACCUUUGACUGUGGACGCCUUCCCUGUUGCGCUAGAGACCACCAGUGAACCUCCUCUACCCCCUGUUCCUACUCCGCUCUGCAACACCACCACUGUAAAAGAACCCCAGACAAGUGAGGAGGCAGAGGCACCUGGAGAGAAAGGGGAGAAAGAAGGAGGAGAGGGACAGUGGACGUCGUCCACUUCUGUAGAGCAGGCCCGAGAACGCAGCUACCACAGAGCUCUGCUGCUCAGCAAAGACAAAGACACAGAUGGUGAGACAGAAGGUGGAGAUACACCUGCACUGAGAGAUUGCCCAUCUCCAAGUCUUCAAAAGACCCCAACCCACACACCCUGCUCUCCUGGUCCUCUAGCCCCGGCUCCUAGUCGGCCAGCGAAGGAGGAAGACUCUGACAGUCAGCCUCGGACGCCAAAUCCGACCAGCCAGCCACCGAGCAAGCCUGCAGCACCCAAGCCGGCUCCUUUGACCCCCACGAAGCUGCAUCCCACCCCAUUACCCUCCUCUCCUGUCCACUACCCUGGACCCUCACUACACUCUCCCAAACCUCAGCCCCAGGGCUCUCCCUACCGCAGCCAGAGGGCGCUGUUCUCUCCUCAGCCUCAGAACCAACCCCAGCAGCCCCAGGCUCAGACUGGCCCGGCUCCUUUCCCCCAGUAUAACACACAGAGUGCUCCACCACCACCUCCUCCUCCUCCACCAGCACCACCGGCCUCCACAGCAUAUUUUCCCAGCCAGAGCCCCUCACCUGCUGGACCUUUUCCUACCUUUAAACCUGCUGUCACACCCCCUUAUCCUCCUGGUUCUCAGCCCUUGAUGCAGACUAUUCCCCACAGCAUGCACUAUCAGAGCUCAGCUGCUCCACCGCCGCCUCCUCCUCCGCCCCCACACCCAAUGCCUGGCCCCACCCUGCUGCACGUCAACCUGCAGCCUCUUCCCAUCCAGCAGCACCAACUCCUGCUGACCACCGCCCCUCCUCUACCUCCUCCCCCACAGAGCCAGACCUCCCAGCAGCAGCAGCAGCAGCAGCAGCAGCCCCCUGCUGGCAGCAACCUGCUGUCACUCACCCCUCCUCCGCCUCCUCCUCCGCCUCCCCCCGCCCCCUCGACUACCGCCCCAAUGCAGCCCCAUCAUUUUCAGAACUUGGGGGCUUUUCAGCCGGCGUUGUUGCACCCAGGUGCCGCCACCAACCCUUCAGUGCCCCCAUCAACGUACCCCCCAACCCUUCAGCAGACUGGACUGCCUCCACCUCCUCCUCCUCCUCCCCAACAGACUCAACAAGGCCAGGCCCAGGCCACUGCCUCCCAGAUGCCUUCUGGGACUCGUGGAGCUCCUGCGUCCUCGACCCCCUUCCACAGCUCGGGGUACCUGAGCACAGGGUGGCACUGACCGCCCUCUCUGCUGUCGGCCCCCGGCAGCCCCUGAGAACUCGGCUUGAGAGGGGCGUGUAUCAUAAGCUGUAGAUAUGUUUUCUAAAUACCUGAACACAUGGCCAGUGGAAAAACAGCUGUUUGUGGGAUAAAUGGAUGCUUUUUAAAAAA
Molecule: messenger RNA, 5771 nt
Organism: Etheostoma spectabile (orangethroat darter)
Lineage: Eukaryota; Metazoa; Chordata; Actinopteri; Perciformes; Percidae
Gene: kmt2e
Product: lysine (K)-specific methyltransferase 2E
Exons: 26
Coding region: 451-5619 (1722 amino acids)
Biological process (GO): regulation of DNA-templated transcription
Cellular component (GO): Set3 complex; Rpd3L-Expanded complex
Source: RefSeq, a predicted model, not a curated record